GUGAUGGCGGCGCGGCAGGUCAGUGUGUGAGGCGCCGUGACCAGCUCGCGGCACCCCGCACGCCGCUCCGGCACACGCCACCACACCCACGCCAGCGAUCACCUCACGGCACGCACAGCGGGAGCCAGGCGGCGCGGGCGGUGGUGCCUGCGGCGGCCGGAGUGGCUGGCCGGUGCGGCAGCGGCGUGAGUGCGUGAGUGCGUGCGUGCGUGUCGGUGCAGGGGCGCCGAGGCAACAGCAGCAGUAGCAACAGAGGGCGCCGGGUCUGCGGGGCCCGGACAUACAGCCGUCAAGAUCGUGUGGUCGGUGGUGUCGGGCAUGGCGGGGCGCGGGGCCGGGGGGGCGGGGGGCGGGGGCGCGGGCCAGGGGUAUGAGGUGCCCCCGGGGCUACAGGAGCUGCUCAUUGAGUUCACGGUGGCGGUGUUGGUGGAGCGCCCCUCGGACCUGCUGGCCUACGCCUCGGACUACUUCCUGCGCCUCCACCAGGAUCGUGGCAAGGCCAGGCCGCUGCCCGCCUCCCUCCACCCCCACCAGGACGACCAGGACGACGACGAGGAGGACGACGAUGAGCCCAUGCCAGCGCCACGUCAAUCUGGCACUCUCUGGCUCUCCUAUCUGUUAGUGCCGGACGCUGAGGAGAUACAGUGCCAGGGUGCCACCAGGUCAACUCAGAACCUUCAAAAUCCAAGCCAGGUCAACUCAGAACCUUCAAAAUACAAGCCAGGUCAUCUUAGAACCUUCGAAACCAAGCCAGGUCAUCUUAGAACCCCAAAAAACAAGCCAGGUCAUCUUAGAACCAGAAAAACCAAGCCAGGUCAACUCAGAACCUUCAAAACCAAGCCAGGUCAACAAACCACCCAGAAAGUGAAGCCAGGUCAUCUCGGAGCCCUCAGAAGCCAAGCCAGUUCAAGGUCACCCCCCCAGGAAGGUCAAGAGGGGUCAAGAGAGGUCAAGAUGCAGCCUAAGAAGAAAAAGUCAAAUUCUGAAGGUCAUGAACCCGAAUGUGUUAGCUAUAGGCCUAAUGCUGAGGUGGCGUGUGACUUCCUCCCGCCCGCGCCCGCCCACGCCCACGCCCCCGCCCACGCUAAGGGGAAGGAGAGGAAGGAGGAGGAGGAGGUGGUGAAAAAAGGAGUGCACAUUGAAUUAAAUCCUGCAUAUUAUCUGGAAGAGAGGAAGAAGGAAGAGGAAGAGGAGAAGGAAGAGGAGAAGGAGGAGGAGGAGGAGGAGGAGGAGUAUGAAGAACCUCCUCUAAACCGGUUCUCGCGAAGGAAGUCUGUCUUUGCCGAAGCUUAUGAUCCUGAAGAAGAUGACGACGAAGGAGAGAGGAUCAUCCACGCCAAAUCAGACGAACAAAGGCAAAGGUUGUCAGAAUCGGUCAAAACCAUCUUCCUCUUCCGCUCCUUAGACCAGGUAAGUAGUAGCAGUAGUAGUAGUAGUAGUAGUAGUAGUAGUAGUAGUAGUAGUAGUAGUAGUCUCGCACCUUCUUUUUCCAUCCUUUUUCGUUAUAAACUUUUUCUUUUUCUCUUUUCUCUUUUAAAAAUAUUCGAUUCUUUAACACAAAUCCUUCUGACCUCCCACAGGGGCGUGUACAAUAUAUUCGUCAAGGGAGACCAAGACCCUGAGCCAAUCCUGGUGGGGAAAUAUGACAAUGCCGGGAGUUUUGGGGAGCUGGCCCUGAUGUACAACCUCCCUAGGGCCGCCACCAUCCAGGCUGUGUCCUCAGGGUCGCUGUGGGCCAUGGACCGCAACACCUUCAGGAGAAUAUUACUGAAAUCUGCCUGCAGGAAGAGGAAGAUGUAUGAGUGUCUCCUGGAAAAUGUCCCCAUGUUGAAGACCCUGGAGAAAUAUGAGCGCAUGAACCUUGCCGACGCGCUGGUGACGAAGGUGUACGAUGACGGGGAGCGGAUCAUCAUGCAGGGCGACGUGGGUGAUGGAAUGUUCUUCGUGGAGGACGGAACAGUUCGAGUCAUCAUGACCAAGGACGACAACCAGGAGAAGGAGAUAAGUCGGGUCACAGUGGGCGGGUACUUUGGAGAGCUGGCCCUGGUCACCAAGAAGGCUAGAGCUGCCUCUGUCUUUGCUGUGGGGAAGACAAAGGUCGCCUUCCUGGACGUGGAGGCGUUUGAGCGUCUGCUAGGGCCGUGCAUGGACCUAAUGAAGAGGAACAUUGAGGAUUAUGAAAAUGAGCUGCUUAGAAUCUUUGGCUCCAAGGCGAACAUUUCUGACAUCCGAUGAGGAGAAGAUGUCGCCACCUUGCCUGUGUCUGUGUCUGGCACUGACCAGCGGCGCGCAGCAGCAGCGGCGGCGGCGGUGACCCAAGACCCGAGACCAGAGGGGGAGGGGACGAGGGGGGGUGUGGAUUAAAUAGUUUUGGUCAAAGAAAUCUGGCAGACUGAAAAUUCCUUGAUGUUUUUCUCUUCGUUUUCAUUUUUUUUAAUUUCACGUCUUGCUUCUCUUGUGUCAGGUCAGGUGUGUUGACCUAACCUGACCUGACCUGACCUGGCCUGGCGCUGGGGAAGUGAGUGUGUGUGACCUCCCCUGUACAGUGUUUUUUGCUUCAAGGUCACCCACUCGUUCAGUGGUUCAGUGGUUCAGUGUUGCGUUAGGUCACCAGGGCAGUGUUUGGUGACCGGUGGGUGUACAGGGUGUGUCACAAGGAGGGGGUGCUGGUAAGGAUCAAAUACCACCAUGUAUUGUCUACCUAUGUACAUACAGGGUGCCCCAAAAGAAGCUGUCACACUCGGAGGAAAUUAAAGUGUAUGUGUCGAUGUCUAGCCUUACACACACACACACACACACACACACAGCAAAGGCUCCCUCAAACACACACACAUUCACAUAGCAAGGCCCCACAGCACACACCACCCCACCUCAUCCCCCCUCCUCUGCACCUCCUUACCCCCCCCACACCACAGCAAGGACCCCCACAGUCAACCCUAUUUAAACCAGAAAAAACGUAGAAUAACCCCAUAACUUCCACUUCUGAGACACCCUGUAUGUUUCUAAUUAGCUAAUCUUUUACCUGUUUUUGGGACACCCUGUAUAUGUUUCUCCCAUGAUCCUUUGCGUUUUGUCAGUCUGUCGGGGGAUGCGAGGCCGGCAGUGUCUGUAUGUACGUGUGUCUGGCUGGGUUAGGGAAGUCUAGGGUUGAGAAAUUUGGAGUUCGAAAAAAUUUUACCCUAUUUUUUUUAAUUUUUUUUUUCAGGUCUCGUCAAACUGGCUAAAGGGUUUACUUGUCAAAAAAAAAAAAAAAAAAAAAAAAAAAAGUUAUAACCGCCCCCCCUCCCCCCUGGACUGGAAUAUUUAGGGUGUAUUUCAGGGUGUAUGUGAAAAAAAAUUUGCACCCUGAUCCCUUUCUUCAUAAAUUCCCUGUUCCUGGCUAAUUUAGGGACAAAAUCUGACAAAUUUCCCUAAAUGUAUGUAACUUUCCCCCAGCUGGCUUUAGGGGUCAAAGGUGAAUAAAAGGUGAAAUAAGGAUGAAUUUAGGGUGAUUUUAUGGAUCUAGGGAAUUCGACACCCAGGGAAAACAAUAAUAUGUGGAUAAAUUUAUACCCUGAUUCUACUGUCCAUAAUUUCCCUGUUCCUGGCUAAUUUAGGGACAAAGUUAGACAAAUUUCCCUAAAUGUAUGUAACUUUCCCCCAGCUGGCUUUAGAGGUGAAAGGUGAAUAAAAGGUGGAAUUAGGGUGAUUUUCAGGGUCUAGGGAACUGAACAGCUAGGAAAAACAUAAAAAUAUAUGUAAAUUUUCCCCCCAGCUGGCUUUAGGGGUCAAAGGUGAAUAAAAGAUGAAAUUAGGGCAAUUUAAGGGUGAUUUGAAGGGUCUAGGGAAUUCGGAAGCCAGAAAAAAAAACAUCAAAAAUAAAUAAAUUCCCCUUCAGCUGGGUUUAGGGGCCGAGAGGAAAUAGGAGUGGAAUUAAGGUGAUAUAAGGGUGAUUAGAAGGGUCUAGGGAUCUGAACAGCCAGGAAGACUACUAAUAUCAUCUUAUAUACAGUGGAUGACUAUAUAUAUAUUUUUUUCAAUGUCUGAUUGUUGUCGAUUAAUUGUAGCAGCGGCGGCGGCUGUGUUUGGACCGCUGGUUCCUCUGUAGCCUAUCCGGAAUUUAUCUCCUUGUUUUGAUUCACUAUGCUUCUCAGAUUAUUACUAUUAUUACUAUUAUUAUUGUUAUUAGUGUUGUUGUUGUUAUUAUUAGUGUUGCUGUCGCCGCUCUGUGUUGUAUUUAAGUUGUUUGUUGUCUUUGGUUGAAUUACUGCGGUGAGUGAGAAUGUAAACUAAUAAUAAUAAUAAUAACAAUAAUAAUUACAUAAUACUUCUAAUAAUAACUCUACCAUGAUAAUAAUGGUAAUAAUAAUAAUGGUAAUAAUAAAACCAUGUAAAAAUAAUAAUAAUAAUAAUAAUAAUAACAAUAAUAAUAACUGAAAUAUAACAAAACUUCAUCAAAUAGAAAAAAUAAAUAUAUAAAUUGUCUCUAUGAAGGUCAAGAACGUGUGACCUUAAUGAGAGAGAGAGAGAGAGAGAGAGAGAGAGAGAGAGAGAGAGAGAGAGAGAGAGAGAGAGAGAGAACACCACA
Portunus trituberculatus (swimming crab) is the source of this 4567-nucleotide messenger RNA. RefSeq names its product cAMP-dependent protein kinase type II regulatory subunit-like. Bases 319 to 2235 code for a protein of 638 amino acids. The record is from RefSeq and is a predicted model, not a curated record. NCBI's taxonomy places the organism in Eukaryota, Metazoa, Arthropoda, Malacostraca, Decapoda, Portunidae. The transcript is spliced from 10 exons.